Trichophyton verrucosum HKI 0517 is the source of this 621-nucleotide messenger RNA. RefSeq lists its product as uncharacterized. Lineage: Eukaryota; Fungi; Ascomycota; Eurotiomycetes; Onygenales; Arthrodermataceae. The record is from RefSeq and is a predicted model, not a curated record. The transcript has a single exon. Bases 1 to 621 code for a protein of 206 amino acids.
AUGCCGUCCUCGGUGCUAUUCCCAGCUAUGCGGACAUUGCUGCUUCUCAAAUAUGUGUUUUCCCUUAUUUAUCUUAAUGCGAUCUGUUGCCAGACCGUCUCUGCCAUCUCGGUUGUUUCUAGGGAAGGCCUUCCGAUGACACUGAGUGACAAGUGUGCUGAGGCUUUAAUUUCUGAUGUUGCCUGUGACCCAAAUGUCCUGGACUUCAAGCCGGGAUACUACUAUUCUCCAGAAAUUCUACAGCGAGCAUGCACAGACACUUGCAAAUCUGCCCUUGACUCUUAUUUGGAUCGUGUCAAAUCGUCCUGUGGUACCGAGACUAUUGUCGGUCCAUUCGACCUGGAGGCGUCGGCUCUUAUAGUACCAGGCAUGCGCAAGGACCUCUUUCAGAAAACGUGCCUUCAGGAUAACGGGAGAUACUGCAAUAAUGUUGCAGCUACGGCAGCGGUAAUUGCUGAUCCUGGAGGUAUGGCUUGGUUCAAAUAUUUCUGUUUCAUUAAAAUUGGAUGUCAAAGCUCACGCGAAGUGCAGUUUCUCGAUUCAAUUAUCUCAGCUCGGUUUCUCCAGGAACCGUUCCACCAGAUCCUUGUGACAUGUGCUUCAUCAAAAGCCUUCAACUAA